AGAGGAUAAAAGUGGCAUUAAUGGUUUGAGGGUUCCAGACCUCAGUGAAGGCAUCACCUGCCUAUGAUCUCUAAGAGAGCCGUGCUCAGAGCCGUUAGACUGUCUGCUGGCACUCAGCAUCACAGAUUGUCGAGGGGCUCACUGGUACGAGGUUAUACAUUAGAGGAGAACUAGAAGAGAGAAUUAUUCUGGAAUACAGGUUGCUUCCAAACUGCUCUGAAUCAUACCGAAAUGGAGAGACCUGCCUCAGUGUUGUGCCUGAGAACGUGCUGUAUACAAAACUGUAAACCACUCCAUUCCGCUGAAAAUCCACCUGAGCUGGGACAAGCCCAUCUCUCCAGGAACUGCAGUUGCUCUCGUAGGAUGAUGAAGCAAAGGCGGUCAAACAGUAUUAGCAUGUGCACCUUGCCCAUCAUCCCAGAAUAUCCAGGCUUCCAGGACAUUAAGUUAUCAAGGAAUCAUUCAAAAACUCCAGCCUUCAACCAACUUUUCCAGGAUUUGGAAAAAGGAAAGAGCUUCUCAUCACAGCUGAAUACUUUUCCCAACAGAGCUCCAUUAGUCCAUUGUUUGGGAGGCUCUUCAAGAGGCUACCUGAAAGGCCACCCAACACCCAGCAGUGGCUUCCAUGACAAGCCACUGCAAGAGUAUUUCAACGAGAGGCUAAUGGAGCUGAGGAACUAUGAAAGUAAGAGGUCAAAUAGGAAGACAAAGGGGUUUGCUGAUAAGAACCAGAACACCUUCCUCAGCCGCAGAGGAUCUCGGCGCAGAAGCAGUUGCAGUGCCGUGGUAACGAUUGGGCACGGCAAGGAGAGUGAAGAGUCCUGCAGCUCAGCAAACCAAGACAACACAAAAGUGAUCCAGAGUGACGAUCAAGAGGAGACCCAGAAUGUCCUGGACCUCUACAAGAGUGACUUCUUGGACAUUUUGACAAUGCACAUCGCUGGUUCCCUAGCAACAUUUGUGCAGGAAAAAUGAUACUAGAGCUGGUUACAACAUUUCAUGUAGUCCUGAAAAGCUGGAGGAAUAGUUCCUGUUCAGCACCAUUCUGAUUUACAUAGUUCAUGUAUGUCAGUCCACUCCGGCACAGAAAUGUGCUUGUUUGUGGGAGAAAAUAUUCUCUCAUUUUGUGUUCUUGAUUAGCAUUGCAUAUAUUUGUUUUCAAUUAUUUUCUGCAAAGAAUCAGUAUAAUUGAGACAUAGUUGUUACUUAUUUAUAUAGGGAGAGCAGGGUUCUAAAUACAUGCACAUAUUAUUUGAAUUCUUAAAUUGCCUUAAAAAAAGGUGAUUAGUGUCAGAGGAGCAGCUUGGUUUCCUACUGUGCAGUUUGUAUUAGCUAAUCACAAGAAAGACUGUUAUGUUCUGCCUAGUUACUUUGCUUUUUUUAAGCCUCUUGGUAUUUAUUACACCUCUUUGGCCCGGCUCGUUUAUGGUGAUGUUUUGCACACAUGCAAACAGUUGAUAAGAAAUGAUUGUUUUUCACUCAUUGCCACAUGUAAUCACCAGGUGGAUCCUUGUAAGUGUUUGAUACAUGAAGAAGCAAACACAGACGUAAGUUUUACUUUUAAAUAUGAUCGGCCACUAUGGUUACAUAUGCAGACUCAAAAACCUUUGACUUAAAAAGCACUACAAGGGCAAAGAGGGAAAAAUGCUAGAUUUCAGUGAGAAUGGUGGAAUUAUGAAAGAAGGUUCCUUCCCUCUUUCCUGCUGUAAAUAUGACAACAACAUAGCAAAUUCCUAAUGUAAUUUGAACUUCAAAUUGUUUAUUGUAUUUUAGUGUUUAUCGUGGUCAUCUAAGUCUACAAUGCCAGCUGCAGCUGAAUCUUUUUAUUAAGUGAAAUGUCAAUGUCUAAUUCCACAGUACACUGACUGAAUAUCAGACCCAAAGCAGGGCAAUUAUUUUAAGCUUCCAGAAAGAACUCCUACUGCUUGUGGCAUCACUGGCAAUAAAUUCCUCAUUACAGUG
This is a messenger RNA of Athene cunicularia (burrowing owl), 1962 nucleotides long. RefSeq lists its product as uncharacterized. The record is from RefSeq and is a predicted model, not a curated record. The transcript has 2 exons. NCBI's taxonomy places the organism in Eukaryota, Metazoa, Chordata, Aves, Strigiformes, Strigidae. Bases 232 to 975 code for a protein of 247 amino acids.